Molecule: messenger RNA, 10700 nt
Organism: Nerophis ophidion (straightnose pipefish)
Lineage: Eukaryota; Metazoa; Chordata; Actinopteri; Syngnathiformes; Syngnathidae
Gene: taok1a
Product: TAO kinase 1a
Exons: 24
Coding region: 856-3915 (1019 amino acids)
Biological process (GO): execution phase of apoptosis; protein phosphorylation
Molecular function (GO): protein kinase activity; ATP binding
Source: RefSeq, a predicted model, not a curated record
AGUAUGCAUAGUGCUGUGUUUUACUUCUUUAUCUCUUUUUUUCAACCAAGAAUGAUUUCCUCUGAUUAGGGGGUACUUGAAUUAAAAAAAAUGUUGACAGGGGGUACAUCACGGAAAAAGGUUGAGAAAGAUGUCUAUGGUUGAGAGCAACAGGCUGGCCGGGCGGAAGUGUUUUAGUGUGCGGAAAGAAGGCGGAGCCCCGGCCUCACUCACAUACAUCGAAGUAUAAGUUAGCACGGUGACGUGCUCGGCCCUUUUUCUGACGUCCGCUUAGGACUUACUGGCCACUAUCGUGGCUUGUUUAAGGGUGUUUGGGGGCCGUUUGAACUUCUCUGACGUCUGCCCUCGACGUGUUUUGACAAAAAAGGGAGGCGGCGGAGCGAGCCCUCGGCAGCCAUCUUUGAAACCGCCUGCCGCUGCCAGGGGUGAUUCGAGCAUUCUGGCAACCCAGUCACUUCUGUGCACAGCCAUCUUUUGGAGCCGCUGGGGGUGAUUCCGGCAUUCUGGCAACCCAGUCACUUCUUUAGGGUGGGGAUUUUUUUUUCUUUUUUAAAUGAACUGCGUUGUCUUCACGUUGCCGUCGUUUGACAGUUUCAAGAAGUGCAAGAACCCGACGCGCUAAUCCGCCACCGUGGAGAUGACGAGAAAGAGAAAAGCUGAGGUUGCCGUCGACUCCCAUGAGACACUGCACGUCAAGACACCCAUGGACGUACACCUCCGACUAUCAGUUGUGACCACGUAUGAGACCGCUGUCCUGCAGAUGAGCCGUCGGUGGGGGAUACCUAGUCGCUGUCGCAGACCCAGAUAGUUUGGCGGCAGCGGCAUUUCCCCCCACCCCCCACCCAUCUCUCCAUUAUGCCCAACAGCAGUCGGGCGGGGAGCCUGAAGGACCCCGAAAUUGCUGAGCUUUUCUUCAAGGAAGAUCCGGAGAAGUUCUUCACCGAUCUGCGUGAGAUAGGACAUGGCAGCUUUGGAGCUGUGUAUUUCGCACAGGAUGUGCGAACUAGCGAAGUGGUGGCCAUCAAGAAAAUGUCUUACAGUGGAAAGCAGUCCAGUGAGAAAUGGCAAGACAUUAUCAAGGAAGUAAAAUUCUUGCAAAGAGUACAACAUCCAAACAGCAUCGAGUACAAAGGCUGUUACCUGCGAGAGAACACAGCAUGGCUGGUGAUGGAGUAUUGUCUCGGAUCUGCUUCCGAUCUACUAGAGGUUCACAAGAAACCCCUUCAAGAAGUGGAAAUAGCUGCAAUAACCCAUGGUGCUCUUCAAGGUUUGGCUUAUCUUCACUCCCACAACAUGAUUCACCGAGAUAUCAAGGCAGGAAACAUCUUACUGACAGAGCCGGGCCAGGUAAAACUUGCAGAUUUUGGCUCUGCCUCCAUCGCCUGCCCAGCCAACUCUUUUGUUGGGACACCAUAUUGGAUGGCCCCUGAGGUGAUCUUGGCUAUGGAUGAGGGCCAGUAUGAUGGGAAGAUAGACAUCUGGUCUUUAGGAAUAACUUGCAUUGAAUUAGCUGAGAGGAAGCCUCCACUUUUCAAUAUGAAUGCAAUGAGUGCCUUAUACCAUAUAGCACAAAAUGAAAGCCCCAUGCUGCAGUCCAGUGAAUGGACUGAGUAUUUCAGAAACUUUGUAGAUUCUUGCCUACAGAAAAGUCCACAAGAUAGGCCAAACUCUGAGGAGCUCUUGAAGCAUGCCUUUGUCCAACGUGAGCGUCCUGAAUCCGUUUUAAUAGACCUUAUAAAUCGGACGAAAGAUGCGGUGCGAGAGCUGGACAAUUUGCAGUAUCGCAAAAUGAAAAAGAUUUUGUUUCACGAAGCCCACAACGGCCCCACCAUUGAAGCUCCAGAUGAAGAGGAGGAGCCAGAUCACAGGUUGGGUAGAACGGGUACUGUGAACAGUGUGGGGAGCAACCAGUCCAUUCCGAGUAUGUCGAUUAGUGCCAGUUCCCAGAGCAGCUCUGUCAACAGUCUGACAGACGCCGGCGAUGACAAAAGCGAAGUGGACAUGGAGGGGGACCACACAGUCUUGCCUAACAGCUCUGUCAAACAUCUCAGACGGGAGAAUGAAGCAAGUAACAAAGAUCCAGAACCCCACGUUCGGUCAAAUGAGCCCCAGUCCCAACCCGCAAACCCUCCUCGGCCAAAACGGAACCGAGAACACUUUGCAACAAUUCGCACAGCCUCAGUGCUCACUCGCCAGAUUAAGGAACACGAGCAGGACUCUGAAUUGAGGGAGCAAAUUUUAGGCUACAAGCGCAUGCGACGGCAGCACCAGAAACAGUUGAUGGCCCUGGAGAACAAGCUUAAAACCGAGAUGGAGGAGCACAGACUCCGUCUGGACAAGGAACUGGAGAACCAGAGGAACGGCUUUUUUCAGGAGAUGGAUAAACUGAUCAAGAAGCACCAAGGGUCCAUAGAGAAAGACACAAAAACAUUUAGCAACGAUGAGAAGAAAUUCCAACAACACAUUCAGAGCCAGCAGAAGAAGGAACUUAAUCAUUUCCUCGAAUCACAGAAACGGGAGUACAAACUUCGCAAGGAACAACUCAAAGAGGAGUUGAAUGAAAACCAAUCAACGCCUAAGAAGGAGAAGCAAGAGUGGUUGUCCAAGCAAAAGGAAAAUUUCCAAAACUUCCAAGCAGAAGAGGAGGCCAACUUACAGCGCAGACAAAGGCAGUAUUUGGAACUGGAGUCUCGCAGGUUCAAACGGAGGAUCUUGAUUGCUCGCCAUAACAUUGAGCAGGACUUAGUGCGUGAGGAGCUUAACAAACGGCAGACUCAGAAGGACUUGGAACAUGCCAUGCUUCUACGACAACACGAAUCAAUGCAAGAACUGGAAUUCCGCCAGCUGAACACUAUACAGAAGACAAGGGUCGAGCUCAUCCGCCUGCAGCACCAGACAGAGCUCACUAACCAGCAGGAAUACAACAAGAGAAGGGAGCGAGAACUGAGACGGAAGCACGUCAUGGAGGUUCGUCAACAACCCAAAAGCCUGAAGUCCAAAGAGCUACAAAUCAAGAAACAGUUUCAGGACACCUGCAAAAUCCAGACGCGUCAGUACAAGGCACUGAGGAAUCAUCUGCUGGAGACCACACCAAAGUCAGAACACAAGACAGUGUUGAAGCAACUGAAACAGGAGCAGCACCGCAAACUGGCCAUCUUGGCAGAGCAGUAUGACCACUCCAUCACUGAGAUGAUGUCCACUCAGGCUCUUCGUCUUGAUGAGACUCAAGAAGUACAAGGCAAAGGCCUCCGGAUGCAGCUUCAGCAAGAGCUGGAGCUUCUUAACGCCUAUCAGAGCAAGAUCAAGAUGCAGACGGACGCACAGCACGACCGGGAAAGGAAAGAGCUGGAGCAAAGGCUGUCGAUACGCAGAGCCCUGCUGGAACAAAAGAUCGAAGAGGAGAUGGUGUCCUUGCAGAAUGAUCGUUCGGAGCGAAUCCGAAGCCUGCUGGAACGUCAAGCACGGGAGAUUGAGGCUUUCGACUCCGAGAGUAUGCGCCUGGGAUUCAGCAACAUGGUGCUAUCAAACGUCUCCCCAGAGGCUGUUGGCCAUAUCUUUCCAGGGUCCCAGGAAAAUUGGGGGCAACGUCAACAGCCAUCAGGGAGCUUUCAUGGGCCGCACAGGAGCAGUGGCAUCUUGAGCGCUGGCUCAAGCCACCAAAGUAGCAAUCGCCACCAUCACUUAAGUCCCGGGGGUGCAUCUAUGCAGCAAAGCUGGGGGCAAGGCAUGCAGGGUGGUGGGCCUCCACAACCUUGGGGCCACCCAUCAGCAGUCUCUCGCAGAAGCGCUGGUGCACAGAACAGCCCCCAAGGAAUGGGGGGGACACAGCCCGGGGGCCACAGUGUGCCGGGCAUGAGCAGGAGUACCAGCGUGACCUCUCAAAUAUCCAACGGAUCCCAUUUUUCCUACACAUAAGUUAAACAGAUGCAAGUCCAACAGUCAGCGGCAACAAAAACAGGGUGAGCUCCGCAGUGCCAUCUUUCCACUACUCCUCCCCUCCACUUCCUUCUACUGUGCACACAUGUGGAUGUGUCAUUAAACACUUGCUCAGGUCAAAGGGUUCUGCAAAAAAUUGCAGCACCUCCUCACAGCAGUUUAUCAGCAAGCAUACAGGUCAUUUAGGUUUUUGUUACAUAGGCAAUUUAAGUGUCAACAAAUGGGCAGUUUUACUGAUAAGUUAAACCGAUACAUUUACAGCGAUUGCUUCCAUUUUGCACAUGAAAACACUGUUAAAAGCCUUUGACUGGUGUCAAACACGGUAAACAAAAAUAUUUUUAAUUUCCUAUAGGGAAGUCCCCCGCAGUUUUACACUGGCCCAUAGCGAGGCUCUAGACAAUGUUGGGAGGCCAGCCUGCUGUAAUGGUCAUUGAGAUGCAUUUGAUGCAGAGUCUUUAUUUACUUCCUACUUUUUCAGUUCCUGACAACCAACUCAAACGUGAAACCAAAUAAACAAACCACUAUUUUAUGUCUGCAUGAGGCUACACAUGUGACUAGUGCCUUUUUAGUAUUUUUGUAUUAUCAAAGAUAGAUCCUCAAUAGUGUAAUAGUGUGAAUGUAUAUAAGAUUAAUUUAGCACUCAUCAUUCUGCAGUCUGAGUUCUGUAAGGCCCAAUUAUAUUCACAAUUGUAUUCACUUUGUACAGUGCUAUGUGCUAAGUAGUCUUAAAAACUAUGACAAAAUGAAACAAUGUACAUACUAGUAUAUUUUGAUUGUCCUGAUUUUUAAAAUGGUGGUGGAAGUGAAAUAUCCGUGUCCAGAGACAAUUUGCCUUAGAAAAAAAUCGAUAUCUUGAAUAUUUUAGUGCCUUUUUAAAACUGCUGCCUUCUCAAAGCACUUUAUGCCAAAUGCAAGAUAUGUUUCAAAGUUAUUAUUGGACUUGGGUGGCAAAGAACCUUGGAGUCAAGGUGUGUGCUGUGAUUUGUAUUUUUUUUAUUAUUUCAAGAGGUACACCGCAACCUCAGUGUUUGUGCGUGAAAACACACUAUGAAACUUAAGCUGAAUUUGUGGAUGCCGUGGGCUAUUUUCCUUUUUAAUUCAACUAAAAACGACAGAAUCUCUUUUAGAAGCGAGUAGCCUUCAGCUAAAAUCCAUGACCAUGACCGCAGGCUUGGCCAUACUAAAGGAAAAUGACACCACUGCUUAGUGAGGUGACAUGGAACGGUGCUAAAUUUAAGAAGAACAAAGGGUGACUGAAUAUUGAAAAUAUUGCUUCAUGCACACGGAGAGAACAUACAAGUACACAAAAAUAUAAAUGCAACAUUUAUUUUUUCCCCAUGUUUCUUAAAGAUCUAAAACGUUUAUUAUACACACUAAAUACCUAUUCCUCUCAAAUAUUGUUCACAAACCUGUGUUAGUGAGCAUUUUUUUGGGGCAAAAUAACUCAUCCCAUCUCACGGGUUUGGCAUAUGAAGAUGCUGAUUAAACGGCAUGAUUAUUGCACAGGUGUGCCGUAGGCCACUCUGAAAAUGUACUGUGAUAAAACUGCACAAUGCCACAGGUGUCCAAGGUUUUAAGGGAGUGUGCGGUUGCCAGUCUGACUGCAAGAAUGCCCACCAGAGCUGUUGCCCAUGAAUUGAAUGUUCAUUUAUCUACCAUAAGCUGUCUCCAAAGGCAAUUCAGAGAAUUUGGCAGUACAUCCAAUUGGCCUCACAACCGCUGAGAAUGUGUAACCACACCAGCAAAUGUCCAGCAGGUGCACCUCCACGAUUGUCUGCGACCAGCCACCCGGACAGCUGCUGCAACAAUUGGUUUGCAUACCCAAAUAAUUUUUGCACAAACUGUGAGAAACCGUCUGUGAAGCUGAUCUGCAUGCUUGUCGUCCUCAACGAGGUCUAGACCUGACUGCAGUUCCUCGUGGUAACCGACUUUUAGUGGGUAAAUGCUGAUAUUUCAAUGGUACGUUGGCGAGUUGUUCUCUUCACGGAUGGAUCCCGGUUUUCACUGUUCCGGACAGAUGGCAGACAGCAUGUGUAGCGUUGUGUGGGAGGGCAGUUUGCUGAUGUCAAUGGAGUGGCCCAUGGUGCGGGUGGGGUUAUGGAACGGCCAUGCAUAUGUUACGGACAACCAGCGAGUGCGUUUUAUUGAUAGCAUUUUGAAUGCACAGAGAUACCGUGACGAGAUCCCGAGGCCCGUUGUGCCAAUUACCCGAGACCAUCACCUCAUGUUUCAGCACGACCCCAUGUUUCAAGGCUCUGUACACAAGUACUGGAAGUUGAAAACAUCCCAUCACCUAUGAAGCAAAACUGCACAUUUCAGAGUGGCCUUUUAUCGUGCAGUUUAUUCAGCAUCUUGAUAUACCACACCUGUGAGGUGGGAUGGAUUAUCUUGGCAAAGAAGAAAUGCUCACUAACACAGUUUUAGAGAGAUUUGUCAAUAUUUGAGAGGAAUAGGUAUUUUUUUUUCUGUGUACAGUAACUAUUUUAGAUCAUUGAGUUCAACUCACGGAAAAAUGUGCACAUAAGUGUUAGGUUUAUAUUUUUGUUCAGUAUAGAAUAAGAACAAAUGUUGGAUCGAGCACCUGAGCACGGCAAGACCUAUGAUGAUUGUAGUAGACAUUCCACACACUUUCCUGAGGUCCAGAUAAAAUGUAUAGGAUAUGCAUUGGUGUAAAUUUUACUACAUUGUCACAUUUUUAACCCCGUCUCUUGAGUAUGCCUGCAAACGUUUGAGGUGGUGUUCCUUUUUUAGACACAAAUAAAGCCUUCCAGGCCCUGCCCUUGUUGCAGUGUCAACAAACAGAGCCCAUGUCGGUCGUGCGGGACUUAUUUGCUCCUUUCAGACGAAGACAUCCAAAUCCCCUGCUCGCUUUCUGCGAGGUAGGAAACCAAACACAGACUUCAUAUUAAGGUUUUAUGCAGCAGAUUCCCAUCCCGAUCAUCCAUGAGUGAGAUUGCCCGAUACACAUUAAAUGUGUAACUGUAGUUUUUUUUUUCUGGUGAGUGGUACUGAUAGUUGCAGACUAUCAACACAAUAUUAAAACUAGUUCUUUAUUCUAUUUUAUGACACAUUUGUUUGAGCAAAAGUCAAUACUUUAUAACCUAAACAAACACUGUCUAUUGUGUUAUUGAAAUGGUUUCUGCCCUCAAAGUCCCCCUGUGUUCAGGGAAUUAUUCCACGAGUUUGUAAACGUUAGCAAAAAAAAAAAUGUUGAGAAGGAUAUUAACAAAUAUCAGCACCUCCAAGUCCGAGUCCAUGGUUCUCGCCCGGAAAGGGGUGGAGUGCCAUCUCCGGGUUGGGGAGGAGAUCUUGCCCCAAGUGAAGGAGUUCAAGUACCUCGGAGUCUUGCUCACAAGUGAGGGAAGAGUGGAUGGUGAGAUCGACAGGCGGAUCGGUGCGGCGUCUUCAGUAAAGCGGACGCUGUAUCAAUCCGUUGUGGUGAAGAAGGAGCUGAGCCGGAAGGCAAAGCUCUCAAUUUACCGGUCAUGAGCUUUGGGUUAUGACCGAAAGGACAAGAUCUCGGGUACAAGCGGCCUUAAUGAGUUUCCUCUACUGGGUGGCGAGGCUUUCCCUUAGGGUGAGAAGCUCAAAGUAAAGCCGCUGCUCCUCCACACUGAGAGGAGCCAGAUGAGGUAGUUCGGGUAUCUGGUCUGUAUGCCACCUGAACGCCUCCCUAGGGAGGUGUUUUGAGCACGUCCGACCGGUAGGAGGCCACGGGGAAGACUACGUCUCCCGGCUGGCCUGGGAACGCCUCAGGAUCCCCCGGCUAGGGAGAGGGAAGUCUAGGCCUCCCUGCUUAGGCUGCUGUCCCCGCGACCCAACUUCGGAUAAGCGGAAGAUGGAUGGAUAUUAACAAAUCUGAUCACUCUAUUAUCAAUCAUAUCCUCAUACUACCCCUAAUAUGUAACAUUUUGAGCCUUGUCCGCCAGUGAUGAUGAUACUAGAUAAUGAUACUUAAGCUACUAGAAAAUUGUUUAUUUGCUGUCCUAGAAGUGUUUGGUAUUGGUCAAGGGAAGUGGCUUGUCACCCAGAGAGGAUCGGCAUUUGUGAAUGGCAUUAAAAGACGCUUCCAAAUCUGCAGUCAAAAGUCAGCCGAAGUAAAGCUGUCGGCCGUUGUCAUUGCUGCGGUGCGUCUGAAAAGUGGAAAUAGCCCGCCAGAGAUGACUCGAGGGCCGAAGGGAUCGACAAUCUCCCCAUGCAAACAAAAUGAUGGCACAGGAUGAUGAAGUAGGGAGACAGGCAGCCCUUUUCUGCUGCAUUUGAUAUCCAUGCUGUGUGUAUGUCCAUACAGGCCAAACUGUUAAUCAGAGAUAAACCAGUACAGCCAAAUAAGAGAUAUACCUGACCGCUGCAAUAUCAGAGAUGCCUAACAGGCACCUGAAGACACAGGACCCCUCAACGGCAUACCUUCCCGAGCCACCGAUUUGACUUCUUAACUGCUGCUGUUUAAUAUAUAUUUUAGUAGCAAAUACAAGGCGAUUGCCACACACUGAUAAAGGAAAUCAGGACAUAAGCUACCUUUGUGAUGUCAUAUUUGGUUGGGACAAAUCUAAAGGUAGUUAGUUAAAUCCACCUUUGUUUGAGUCUUUCUUACCCCCAGAUGUGCAUAAACUACACUCACAUCAACAUUUAAGAAAUUAUAGAUAAACAAGGUAUCGUAAUCGAGAAAGAGGAUGUUAUCGGCUUGUAAACCUUAUUAUUUAAUACUUUGGCGUUGUUUAGCAAGUAUCCAACAUUGUGACAUUUAAAAGUCAGAAAAGAGGAAAAUCGUCAUAGGUCCUGUUUAGUUACGAAAGAGGCAUGCAUUUAUUACACAACUUUUAAAAUGCUAAAAAUCAUAACUGUAUGUAUGUGUGUAUUGGGACAUUUUAUAUUUCAGACACUGACAGAUUAUAUUGAUGGCAGAAAUAUUGCAAUCUAUAUGAAUACAAUGCUUGCCCUGAGCUCAACCAACAAAACAUCCCAAUUGACUACAAUCACACAGUGUAGAUAAGGCAGUAGUCGGGGUUCUGGUACCAAAACUGCAAGUGAACAUUAUUUUCCCCAUGAAAAGGGGAAUGUAUAUUUUCCUUUUGUCCAUAAGCCAAGAGUUUGAAUGUUGGAUCAACAUCGCCUGGCCCACCAUGCCAACAUUCACUUUAUGUCAAUGACUGUUUAUGAGCGUGUCAGAGAGAGCCGAAAUAUAUUCUUGUCAUCCAUGCGAACUUUUCACAACUUGGAUUACAUUUUUGUUUUUGUACUUUUAACUUUGAUGUCCGGUUUUGUCCUACUGACUACCUGAAACGUGUACGGGGUACUGAAUUGGCAGUGAAGGUGGCCAUUUAUUCCUGUGGUCUGCACACUGCCAUAGUUGCCAAGCCCAGAUGUUGCCAUAUUGUUUUCUUCUCCCUGUUUUCCACCCCUCAUCAGUGGACUUGGAAACAAGUCACAUCUGCUCCGGUGGUCAAUGCGCAACACUCGAGACAAAUCCAGUGAAAAGAGAUUGCAUUUAUUUAGAGAUGUCAGUAUUCUUAUUUUAUUUUGAUUUUUUUUUUUUUUUUUUUUUUUUUUUUUGGCACAUUACCACUACAACUUGUAACCUGUAAUAAAUUGUAUAGAUGGUCUUGAGAGUUUAUGAACAUGCUAAACAUGACAAAAUGGUAAAAGUGAAUUCAAAUUGUAUAAAAAAAAAAAAAUAUUAAACAGAAUAAGAAUUGAUUUAAAUCUACUAUUUUGUUUGUAUAAUGCACCAUUGUCUUGGCAGAGGGAUUAUUUAAAAAAAUAAAUCAGCUGUAAUAAAGUAAUUUUAGUAGAACUGGCUCUUUGUAUUUAAUAGCAUGCUGUGACGUCACUACUUCUGACCGGCGUUUUGAUUUGUCACCGAACCGGAAGCGGUCGCAGCGUGUCGGCUGACAAGCAUGUAAACAAAUGUUUACGUUUGACCAAACAGUUGGAAGGAAUGCCGGCUGGAGACGCUGUAAUUGAAUUCCAGGAUGUUGUGUGAAGUGCUUUUCUCAUCGUUAUGGUUCCUGUUUGUCAUCUUCUGGGUGGAGACCAUCAGUGUGUGGCUGUUUCUCUCCAUGUUCUAUCAAGACACAGCCUUCUAUCACUGGAGUGAUGGGGUGUUUUCGGAUGAUUCUGGACAGCUGAUAUACAUGUUGAGUAGAGUUGAUACUGGCGUGCAGUAAAAGAUGGAGGCCAGCAGAACACGGAGGACUCCUGAAAGAACUCUUGACUUUAGGGCUCUCGCGAUCGGCUCACUCCUCAUUAAGAGAAAAAAAGUGUACCAUUUUUGGUCACAUCUGCAGAAGUCGGUGCACUCUGAUCAAAGUCUGAAAGAAAGUCUGCGUGGAGCCCAGGCAUAAGUAAAUAUCUAUUUUAUUACAAUAUAAUUAUGAUCCCUAAGGAAAAAUGUGUAGCGUUUAUUUAGUGUACAUGCAUGAUCAUACACACACAGAAUGAACACAUGUAAAUAUGAUGCACAGAAAAGAGAUUUGUAUCUUUCCACCACCAAUCUCAAUUCUUUUUUAAGUUUUUUUCCCCUUUCCUCGUCUUAUUUGUGUAUUGAUGAGAAUAUGUUUUAUCAUUGUGUCCAUGCAAGUUAAUGUGUGACCUUUUGCAGGCAUGCUUGGAAAUGGUCACAUGUCACUAAGGUUAUAUUCAAGUGUGCAUUGAAGCCCAGUUUAAACAUGAUCAAAAUGUAAACAUGCAGGAAUAAUCUUACUUUUUUAAAAAGUACAUCAAUUAAAUGUGCAGUUAGGAAAAUAAAAGUGUGCUGCAUUAUG